Molecule: messenger RNA, 3690 nt
Organism: Solea senegalensis (Senegalese sole)
Lineage: Eukaryota; Metazoa; Chordata; Actinopteri; Pleuronectiformes; Soleidae
Product: transmembrane 9 superfamily member 2-like
Exons: 17
Coding region: 173-2143 (656 amino acids)
Biological process (GO): protein localization to membrane
Cellular component (GO): membrane
Source: RefSeq, a predicted model, not a curated record
GGGUAACUUUAGAUUUGUGGUUUCCCACAAUCCUCCACUUCACGAAGCCGAACUUCCGGCAGUGACGUGUCGAGUCCGGUCCUUGCAAAACCGGAUGUUGGUGGCUGUGGGUGGCGUCAGCUUGGCCAGCUGCACAGUGGACCGCUAUCAGGACAGAGGUGUAACCGUGUAAAUGUGUCGUGAAGAGUGGGCUGGAGUGAACAUGGUGCUGUGGCUGUUCGGAACCGCGUUGCUGCUGACUCAAGCCGCCGGCUUCUACCUCCCUGGUCUGGCGCCCGUCAGUUUCUGUGAGCCCGGGAAAGACCAAGUCCCUGACUGUAAGUCAACCAUUGAGCUGUUUGUGAACAGGCUGGAUUCAGUGGAGUCUGUUCUGCCUUAUGAAUAUACUGCGUUUGACUUCUGCUCAGAGAAAACAUUGAAACGUCCAUCAGAAAAUUUGGGCCAGGUCCUUUUUGGGGAGAGAAUUGAACCCUCGCCAUACAAGUUUGAGUUUAAGAAACCUGCAGUGUGUCAGAAGGUGUGUACCAAAACGUAUGACACCAACAACCCAUCAGACAAAAACAAACUGGAUUUCCUCAAGAAAGGCAUGUUGCUGAACUACCAGCAUCACUGGAUUGUGGACAACAUGCCGGUCACCUGGUGCUAUGAUGUUGAAGAUGGACAGAAGUUCUGUAAUCCUGGUUUCCCGAUAGGCUGUUAUGUCACAGAAGCAGGUCGAUCCAAAGACGCCUGCGUGGUCAAUUCUAACUUUAAGGAACAGGAUGCUUUCUACAUCUUUAAUCAUGUGGACAUUACCAUCAGUUACCACAUUGUUGAGAAUGAACAACUCGGAGCCCGGUUGGUUGCUGCCAAGAUUGAACCCAAAAGCUAUGAGAACCCCAGUGAUGACACUCCUGACUGCUCUGGAGGACCAAAGUUCCUGAAAAACAAAUAUGAAGGAGUGUAUAAGAUCCCAUACACUUACUCUGUCAAUUUUGUGGAAGACAAAAAAAUCCGCUGGGCAUCCAGAUGGGACUACAUCCUGGAGUCAAUGCCUCACACCAACAUCCAGUGGUUCAGCAUCAUGAACUCGCUGGUGAUUGUGUUGUUCCUGUCAGGAAUGGUAGCCAUGAUCAUGUUGAGGACUCUGCAUAAAGACAUAGCCAGAUACAAUCAGAUGGACUCAGUGGAGGAUGCUCAGGAGGAGUUUGGAUGGAAGCUGGUCCACGGAGAUGUUUUCCGCCCUCCCAGGAAGGGGAUGCUGCUGUCAGUUUUCCUCGGCUCUGGGACCCAGAUCUUCAUUAUGACCUUUGUCACCCUCUUCUUUGCCUGUCUUGGGUUCCUUUCUCCGGCGAACCGUGGAGCUCUGAUGACCUGUGCUGUUGUUCUCUGGGUUCUUCUGGGAACUCCUGCGGGAUAUGUGGCCGCACGCCUCUACAAAUCGUUUGGAGGAGAGAAGUGGAAGACCAACGUUCUGCUGACAGCCUUCCUCUGUCCUGGGGUGGUGUUUGCAGACUUCUUUGUGAUGAACUUGAUCCUGUGGGGGGAGGGCUCUUCAGCGGCCAUGCCCUUUGGCACCUUGGUUGCCAUUUUGGCUCUCUGGUUCUGCAUCUCGGUGCCCCUCACCUUUAUAGGAGCGUACUUUGGCUUUAAGAGAGCAGGCAUCGAGCACCCAGUGAGGACAAAUCAGAUUCCUCGUCAGAUCCCGGAGCAGUCUUUCUACACAAGACCGUUCCCUGGAAUCAUCAUGGGAGGAAUUCUGCCUUUUGGAUGUAUAUUUAUUCAGCUCUUCUUCAUACUUAACUCCAUCUGGUCCCAUCAGAUGUACUACAUGUUUGGCUUCCUCUUCCUGGUCUUUAUUAUCCUGGUCAUCACAUGCUCUGAGGCGACCAUCUUGCUGUGCUACUUCCACCUCUGUGCUGAGGAUUAUCAUUGGCAGUGGCGUUCGUUCCUGACCAGCGGCUUCACCGCGGUCUAUUUCCUGGUUUAUGCCGUUCAUUACUUCUUCUCUAAGCUGCAAAUCACUGGACUGGCCAGCACCAUCUUGUACUUUGGUUACACCAUGAUCAUGGCGCUCAUCUUCUUCUUAUUCACUGGUACAAUCGGCUUCUUCGCCUGUUUCUGGUUUGUGACUAAGAUCUACAGCGUGGUCAAAGUGGACUGAAGGAUCCAAAGAUGCGACCGACUGUAUUUGACUGGGUGUUUUGUUUAGGUUUUCCUCCCAUCAUGCUUUGGAACCUUCAGUAUUGACUAAAUGAACUGAACACUCUCCUCCUCCUGCACUUUGUCGCCUCGGACACGUGACCAGCCUCGCUUUUCUUUGCUCGGUGUUUGAGCGUCGCUGACACCGGGUUGUUGUUUUGUACAUGUGCAUUAAUCUGAGUGAGAAGCAUCAUCACAGAGCCACAGUCUGACACACGGACAGACGCCAUGAGUCACACAAAUACAUCCUGAAUGUCUCUUCAGAUCUGGUUUGAAUCUUAUUUCAUGUUACAGCAGCGUGAGGACCGCACAGCAGGAUAGUUGCCUUAAAUGUAAAACGCUGAAAUGACUUUGAUGAAGGUUCUGUUCUAAUUUUAAGAUUCUUAAAAAUGUUCACUAAAAAGAUCAUUCUAAAUGAUCUUCAUGUUACAGCAGCGUGAGCAGAGUACAAGCCCUUUUCACUGCAGGAGCAGUCGUUAACUCAUCUGUUUAGAGCGGAGAAGCUAAAUGGAACUGCUCCAUCGUUCAUGUGAUGAUUUUCACUUUGUCUCUCUGUGAGCGGUCCAACAUUAACAGUCUUUGUUUGUUUGGUGAAUUUAAACUGUGGAGCUGAGCACCCGUGGUGGAGGUUUAUUAAUAACAUAUCAGUUCAUAUGUUGCUUAUAUUCUCCAUUUAAAAAUGUCACCUGGAAAUAAUGACGUCCUCAAACAAAAACGAUUUGAAUUAUUUCUUUGUGAAAUGGAGCAAAAAAACCCCCAGAAAAGAUUAACAUUUAACAAACUGCUGAUAAUUAUAUUAAACUGAAACACUCUAACAGAAUAAUCAGUCAUUGUGGCUCUAAAGUGCUAUGUUUUGUCCUCUGGUAACGGACAUGUGGUCACUCAUGUGGUCACUCAUGUGGUCACUCAUGUGGUCACUCAUGUGGUCACUGGAGACUUUGUACUUCACUGUCCACCUGUGACCAGAGCUCUCAGGUGUGAAUGGAGCUCAUGUUUUCAUUUGAAUUACAUGAUUUCUGUUCAGUACGUAUUUGAAGAAGCUCCAACACUGUGAUCUGUGUCUUGUCGCUUGUCGUCUCCAACUUGAAUUUAAAUUGGGUGACAGUGACAGUGGAUGGAAGAUGAUUACAUAUCUUUCUGGAUGAAGAGAUGAAUCUUCUGCUGAGCUUUACGUGCAGAGGCGAGAACAUGAAGAAUCCUCGUCAGUGACGUCGUUCUCAUCCAACCAAAAAAAAGCCACAGUCCAAACUCCUGCAAUUAUUACUUCCUGCUAAAGUUCUCAGAAACUCAGAAAAGUAAAGGUCAGAUUUCGAUUAAACUCACUGUGUGUGUGCGUUUAUGGCCCAAAGAAGAAAUGAUCACAUUUUGAUAGUGAUGCAGAUUCAAGAUGAAAAAAAAAGACUUCAUCUUGUGAGAUAGGGAGGUUUGACACGUUUUGUGAAUAAAGCUUUCAGAAAUAUCUGUUUUAUUUUAAGGAAAAAUAAAUAAAUAAAAAAUCAUGUCACUGUA